AUGUGGAGCGAGAAGGAAGGAACCGAAAUUAGAAAUUAGAAAACAUUGGGAAAAGAAAAAGAGAGAGAGAAUCGCUUGGUAUAGAAGCCAUUGAAGCUCAAGGGCCUCUCUUCUUCGUCUUCUUCUUCUUCAUUUGUAUGUAUAGAAAGAGAAACAUUUAGAGAGAGAGAGAGAGAGAGAGAGAGGCUUCUUGGCUUUUUGGUUAGCUGUAUUGAUAACCAAAAAGGCAGGCCAUAUGUCAGAUUCAAGCAGCGAUUCCGUUUCCGUCGAUGUUGAGACCAUCUAUCUUGGCGGAAAGGAGCAUAUCAUAAGGACUGACUGUGGUUCUGUGUCCGUUAUAGUUUAUGGAGACCAAGAGAAGCCAGCACUGAUCACUUAUCCUGAUCUAGCUCUAAAUCAUAUGUCAUGUUUCCAAGGACUGUUCUUCUGUCCGGAAGCAGCUUCUCUGCUGCUCCACAAUUUUUGCAUUUACCACAUUAGUCCUCCUGGGCAUGAGUUGGGAGCUGCAGCAAUUUGUUCAGAGAAUCCUAUACCAUCUGUGGAUGAUUUAACAGAUCAGAUAGUUGAGGUUCUUAACUACUUUGGGCUUGGAGCAGUGAUGUGUAUGGGAGUAAUUGCUGGUGCUUACAUACUCAGCUUAUUUGCUAUAAAGCAUAGGGAGCGUGUUCUUGGUUUGAUUCUUGUUUCCCCUCUAUGCAGAGCACCUUCUUGGACUGAAUGGUUUUACAAUAAGGUCAUGUCAAAUUUACUAUACUUCUACGGGAUGUGUGGUGUUCUGAAAGAGUUCUUGCUGCACCGCUACUUCAGCAAGGAAGUUCGUGGAUCUCCAGAUGUUCCGGAAUCAGAUAUAGUUCAAGCAUGCAGAAGGUUGCUAGAUGAGAGGCAGAGCAUGAAUAUUUGGCGUUUUCUUCAAGCCAUUGACGGGAGACCUGAUAUCACGGAUGGAUUGAAAACACUAAAAUGUCGAACCCUCAUAUUUGUCGGGGAUGAUUCUCCUUUCCAUUCGGAGGCUCUCCACAUGACUGCUAAAUUAGAUCGAAGAUUCAGUGCCCUAGUUGAGGUACAAGUGUGUGGAUCAAUGGUGACAGAAGAGCAGCCACAUGCUAUGUUAAUACCAAUUGAGUAUUUCCUCAUGGGGUAUGGACUAUACAGACCAAAUCAGUUCAGUUGCAGUCCUAGAAGUCCUCUCACUCCAUCUUGCAUUGCUCCUGAGCUUCUCUCUCCAGAAAGCAUGGGUUUAAAACUGAAACCUAUCAAGACUCGGAUAGCAGCAUCCCCACUGCACAAAAAUAAUACUUAAUUCUAUGUAAAAUGUAAAACCCAUAUAUAGUUUUCAUUUCUGGUUUUUUUUUUUUUUUUUU
Nicotiana tabacum (common tobacco) is the source of this 1361-nucleotide messenger RNA. Its product is annotated as protein NDL1. NCBI's taxonomy places the organism in Eukaryota, Viridiplantae, Streptophyta, Magnoliopsida, Solanales, Solanaceae. The record is from RefSeq and is a predicted model, not a curated record.